This is a messenger RNA of Thermothielavioides terrestris NRRL 8126, 2016 nucleotides long. RefSeq lists its product as uncharacterized. NCBI's taxonomy places the organism in Eukaryota, Fungi, Ascomycota, Sordariomycetes, Sordariales, Chaetomiaceae. The record is from RefSeq and is a predicted model, not a curated record. The transcript has a single exon. The coding region runs from base 77 to 1729 and encodes 550 amino acids.
GUUACCCCUGACCGCCCUGCGCCACUCUUCCUGUGCAUCCCGGGCUCCGAGAGAUGGCAUGGUUUUACACGCACCCAUGGCAGCCUUCCACGCCAUAGUCACUGUGAUUACCGUGGUGUCUCUCAGCCUGAGCGGGGCAUGGGGGUUGGUUGACGUGUUUGACGUGCGCGAGACCACCAUUGCCGGGGUGCACGAUGCGCUCUUCAAGGGCCGCACGACGUGCCGAGGCAUCGUUUCUGCCUUCAUUACGCGCAUCGAGGAGCUCAACCCGAUCCUCAAUGCGGUCAUCUCGCUGAACCGCGAAGCGCUCGUUGUUGCUGACCGCCUGGACGAGCGGAUCGCGGCCGGCUACGUCACGGGGCCGCUGUUCUGCAUCCCCGUGCUCCUCAAGGACAACUUCGAUGCGGCGGGCAUGAGCACCACAGGUGGGUGUCGGGCGCUGAUAGACAACGAGCCUUUGGCCGACGCGCCAACGGUGAGGGCGCUGGCGGAUGCUAGAGCGGUGAUCCUCGGCAAGACCAACAUGCACGAGAUGGCCCUCGAAGGACUGACGGUCUCCUCGCUUGGUGGCCAGGCGGUCAAUCCCUACGACCUGAGCCGGACGCCAGGCGGGAGUAGCGGGGGGGCCGGAGCAGCGGUUGCCGCGAGCCUGGCCGUCCUUGCCACCGGCACCGACACGGUCAACUCGCUGCGCAGCCCCGCCAGCGCGAACUCGCUGUUCUCGUUCCGCCCCACGAGAGGCCUGAUUACUCGGGCCGGCGUCAUCCCGGUGAGCUUUGCGCAGGAUGCCGUCGGCGCAAUGGCACGUAAUCCCAGGGACCUCGCCGUUGCGCUGACGGUCAUGGCGAGCGCCGGCUUCGAUGCCCGCGACAACGCCACAGCCCUGGCCCCUGCCCCUGUCAGACGCGCGGACUACUCUGCCCACCUGCACGGCGGCGGCCUGAAAGGGCUGCGCUUUGGCCUGUUAAGCGGCUUCUUCAACCGUACAGCAUCUGCUGAGACAACGCCGGUUAACGACGUGAUGGCCAACAUGAUUUUCCAUCUGACAAGGGCGGGUGCCACCGUGGUGAACAUUACGGCGCCCGUCUACGACACGCUCGCGCUUGCCGAGCUCGACGUGCAGGCGUACGAGUUUAGGGAGAUGCUCGACGCUUACCUGGCUGCAGGAACCGCCAGCCCGCACUCCCGCCCCGCGGGAUUCCGCGAGCUGUACGACAGCGGCAGCUUCCUCGUCAUCCCCGCGCAGCACAACUUCAUCAGGAGGGCGUCGCGUUGCUCAACCGGCGACGCCGCCUACUUCGAAACGCUGGGGCGCAUCCGGCAGCUGACGCGCACACUCGGCGCCACCUUUGCGAGCAACAAGCUCGACGCGGUUAUCUACCCGGAGCAGAAAAAUCUUGUCGUCAAGAUCGGUUCGCCGUCCCAGGCGGGCAGAAACGGCAUCCUGGCCGCCUUGACCGGCCAUCCCGUCGUCUGUGUGCCCGCUGGCUUCUCCCCUCCUUCCGCCGACGCCCCGCUGGGCGUUCCCGUCGGCAUGGAGAUCCUCGGCCGACCGUGGAGCGAGAGUCUGCUGCUGAACAUCGCAACCCACAUCAGCGAGCUUGUGCCUGUCAGGAGGAUGCCGCCGUUUGCCAGCAAGACGUUCGAGCCGAGGGCAUACGACGGGGUGCCCUCGGUUGUGCCGAAUACGGCCAGCAUCCCGACCGAGUAUCCGCAUGGUGUAUAUUAGAGGAUCUUGGGGGGGAUAAGGCUGCUGGUAUUUGGUCUUCGUAGAACGUCGCUUUGAAUCAUCAUCCUUGCUCGGGAACUAGGGACGACCGACCGCUCCUCCUCCUCUCUCGAGUUGACGCAAGAGAAACCCGCUCGCGCACUCGACGUGCCGAGCUUCGUUUAAAGGGGUAACGCUGAGACAGAGAAACAUGGUGGCUGUAGCAGGGCUUCCUUCCAAUUGCUCGACUCUGUCCUAUGCGCCUAAGCUAUUUGCCCCAACCAGUGUCCGGCAUUACAUUAUUAACU